This is a messenger RNA of Drepanopeziza brunnea f. sp. 'multigermtubi' MB_m1, 1230 nucleotides long. The record is from RefSeq and is a predicted model, not a curated record. NCBI's taxonomy places the organism in Eukaryota, Fungi, Ascomycota, Leotiomycetes, Helotiales, Drepanopezizaceae.
AUGCUAUUCCGUAUUUUCACCACUGUCCUUCUUGGCUCAAGUCUCGGAGUUGCGCAGACUAUUACCAGCACAUCAAGCGCACCGGGCGCCACCCAUACGGUCUCUGUCGGCGCAGAUGGCUUCAAUUUCUCUCCUAACGAACUCGUCGCUAAGAAGGGUGAUAUUAUCGAAUACCGCUUCUAUCCUCAAAACCAUUCUGUAGCCCGCGCAGCCUUUGGCAAUGAACCAUGUAUCCCAUACGAGCUCACUGGUCCUGGUCGCAUUGGAUUCUAUAGCGGUUUCCGACCUACGGUACUUGUCACAAAUAACCCACCCAUCUUCCGCCUGAAAAUAAACGACACUAAUCCACUCUUCUUUUACUGCUCCGCGCCAGGGGCCUGCCUCGAAGGUAUGAUUGGAGUCGUGAAUCCUAACGCCACGCACUCGUACGCAAACCAAUUUGCUUACAGUCAAAACGCCACCUUGGAAUUCAGCCCCGGCGAGUAUUUCCCAGUCGAGAGUAAGAUCAGCAGGACGACCACUGCGACGGGUGCUACGUCGACACCAACAGCCACCUCGACAUCGACAGCCGUCCCAGGAAAAUCCCCUUCAUCCCGCCUCAGCGGUGGGGCCAUCGCAGGCAUCGUCAUCGGUGCCGUCACAAUCGUGCUGUUCGCUUCCGCGCUGCUGUACAUGUGCGGCCGGCAGCGCGGUAUCGGCGACCUUCUACGCCAGCACAAACAGCCCAAGGAAGACGAGGGCCAAGGACGGGCUUCGUACCAGCCUAACAUGGGCGGCCUGUCGGAAGCACAGUACGCCAGCCUGAGGAAGAGUCCCGAGAGUGAUAGUUUCUGGGGGGCCGGUGCGGACGCGUACAAGAGUCUGAGUCCGGCUGUGCUUGGUGGAGGGGGCCGUAGCGGGGAGGUGAGGAUGGGGGGUUUCCCGCCGGGGUAUCAGGGGUAUCAAGGGAUGGAGAAGAACAGAGUGUACGAGAUGGGUGGUUCCGGGGCGAAGUACGUCUCCCUCUUCCUUGCUGGCCAAAUUGAGAUUUCUGGUGUUGUGUGGUGUGAUGAGGCUAAUGGUGAUGAAAGAUGGUAUAGCCCGGCGCCGCUGCGACCGAAACGGAGCGUGCGGCAUGAACUCCCAGGUGGGAAAGAUGGGAACGGGUUGGCGGCUACGGAUAGUGAUACCUGGGGGCGUGGCAAGGUUGAGACGGAGGACAGUGAGGUCAACGACGCGAACAACUUCUGA